UAGACGAGCACGGAGUCGAGUAUCUCACCAUGAAAGCGCUUGGCCUACUGAUCGUGUUGGUUGUAAUUUUCAGCCGCGGUGACGCACAGUUUCCGCGGGUGUGCAUCAGCGACGACUUAUUGGAGAUCAAAGAGUGCUGCCCCAUUCCGCAGGGCUUCACCGAGCCGUGUGGUGGGCCUGGGCGGGGGCACUGCAACGACACCCACAUUCCCGACGUGGAAAACUCCGUUAGGAUUAACGAGUACGAAGUGGACGACCGGCGCCGCUGGCCUACAGUUUUCUUUGGAAGGACCUGCGCGUGUGAGGGCAACUUCAUGGGAUACGACUGUACCAGGUGCAUCUGGGGAUACAGUGGGGACGACUGCAGCAUAAAACAGAAGCCAGCUGUGCGAAAGAACAUUCUGAAUCUUAACGAUGAGGAGAGAAGCAAGUUCCAGCGCUACUUUAACAACACGAAGUACACUACCAGUGACUUCGUUUAUGCUCUGGAAUUCAAAGAAAACAUCAGGGGAAGCCAAGACUUCGCCAGCCUCUCUGUGUGGGACUUCUUCAUGGCAACGCAUUACUACGCCAGCCGAGCAACCAUGCCACCCGCCAGUGCAGAAAUCUGUAAGGAGAAAAAUGAGUGCUUCCUGGACUUCGCGCACGAGGGUGUCGGUUUUCCCACAUGGCACCGCGCGUACGUGCUGGAGUUUGAGCGGGCCGUGCAGGAAGUCAACGACGACUCCGACUGGACCUUGCCGUAUUGGGACUGGAGCGCUGCGGAGGACAACCAGUGCGACAUCUGCACCAACGACUACGUCGGCAAAAACGACCCGGACGGCAACCUGGACACGGGGUCUGUCUUCGCCAAUUGGGAGACCAUCUGCGUUGACCUACCCUCGUUUGACGAAGCCACCAACAGGACCCACACCAAACCGUGCAAUGUGACGGAAGGGACAGGAAAGCUGAAGCGAAACCCUGGGAACGCGGAUACGGACAGCCUCGGAGAGUCAAUGGCCAGGCUGCCCUAUACAACCGAGGUGGACUUCGCCCUUCGUUUCUCUACGUACGACACGCCUCCUUACGGCAGGAUCUCCGACUGCAGCUUCCGGAACCUGCUGGAGGGGUAUGCCGACACCAGCACCGGCAAGAACCGGCAAACCACAACAAACGGUACAGUAACGGUUCCUGGAGCUCACACCCUGCACAACCACGUGCACAUUUACCUGGACGGCACGAUGUCUGAUGUCCCCUCCGCAGCGAACGACCCCAUCUUCUUUCUGCACCACUGCAACGUCGACCGCUUGUUCGAGACGUGGAUUCGUCGAUACGGGACCAAUGAUUUGAUCAACAAUCAACCGGAGACAGGUGCCUCGCCCGGCCACAGCCGCAAUGAGUACAUCGUGCCGAUCUUCCCGCCGUACAGUCACGCCACCAUAUUCAAACGAUCCACGGAGUUAGGAUACGACUACCAGGAGCUUCACGAAGAAGGGACGGAUGGAGGAAGCGACAUGGGAGAGUGCGGCGUAGCGGCACAGAGCGGCGUGUCUCCGCGUGUGAUCGGAAUGGCAGUUGGCAUCACCUUAGGGCUUGUGCUUCUUGCGGUUGCCGUUGUGUUGUUUAUCCUAUACGGUCCCAAAAUGCCACCGCGUCAGGUCGAAGACACAGGCACGGAGAUGUCCGUGCAGACAUGAGCAGAACAACUUUUACCUGAGGCCUUCUGGGGCCUUCAGGCCGAUGUUGGGUGAAAGAUUGUAAACUUUUUUGAUGGCCGACAUUCUGUCUCAGUCCCACACUGUGGCUAACUAACAGACACGGCCAUCGGAAAAUGCUACGACCAUUCACCCUAACAUCUGCUUGUGGAUUUGUAUAGUACAAUAUAUGUAAUAAUUCAAGUUGCUAUACAUUGUCGCGCAAUGUUAUACCAUGCACACACAAAGAAGCAAGCAAGCAGACAAAGGCGAAUGAGAUGUAGCCAAGUAAUUUAGAA
Molecule: messenger RNA, 1972 nt
Organism: Branchiostoma floridae (Florida lancelet)
Lineage: Eukaryota; Metazoa; Chordata; Leptocardii; Amphioxiformes; Branchiostomatidae
Product: tyrosinase-like
Exons: 5
Coding region: 30-1676 (548 amino acids)
Biological process (GO): melanin biosynthetic process; pigmentation
Molecular function (GO): tyrosinase activity
Source: RefSeq, a predicted model, not a curated record